Messenger RNA from Tinamus guttatus (white-throated tinamou), 600 nucleotides. The record is from RefSeq and is a predicted model, not a curated record. NCBI's taxonomy places the organism in Eukaryota, Metazoa, Chordata, Aves, Tinamiformes, Tinamidae.
AUGUCGCAUCUCCGGCUUUUCCAUGAGCUUCCCAUCUCUUCCCGUCCCUCCUUUUGGGAUGCUCUCGCUCCGAGACACCCCCGAGCAGCUCAGAGACAUUCAGGCCGGCCCUUGUUUCAUCCCUGCAGCAGAACGAGGCUGUUCCAGGACAUUAUUUCCCUAAAUCCUUCUCUCCCCCUCUCUUUGGCAGCUAAGAAGAAGAACAAGAAGGGCAAGACCCUCACUCUGACGGACUUUCUGGCGGAGGAUGGCGGCGGCGGCGGUGGGCCCACCUAUAUUCCCAAACCCGUCAGCUGGGCCGACGAGACAGAUGACCUGGAAGGAGAUGUUUCCACCACUUGGCAUAGUAACGAUGACGAUGUGUACCGGGCCCCUCCGAUCGACCGCUCCCUCCUGCCCACGGCCCCGCGGGCCGCUCGGGAACCCAAUAUAGACAGAAGCCGCCUCCCAAAGUCGCCCCCCUACACGGCCUUCCUGGGAAACCUGCCCUAUGACGUGACGGAAGAAUCCAUCAAGGACUUCUUCAGAGGACUCAACGUGAGUAAGGGCUUGGAGCGCCGGCCUGGGCUGGAACAGGGAGCUGUGCCCCAUAAUUCAUAG